AUGCAAUUCUCCAACUUCAUCCUCGCAGCUGCUGCUGCCAGCGCCGUCGCCGCCAAGGGACACCAAGCUCAUGCCACAGGCAACAGCUGGGGUAACAGCACCACCACUGCUACUGCCUACAUUACCCAGACCGUCACUGCUUACGAGACCUACUGCCCCAAGAAGACCAUCUUCACUCACGGUACCAAGACCUACACUGGUCUUAAGAAGCAAUGGGUUACUGUUACUGACUGCAGCCCUGCUUGCACUAUCUCCAACAAGGCUGGUCAGAAGCCAACCGUUGUCCCCGUCGGUGCCAACCCCAAGUACAACAACGGCACUGUCCCUGCUACCACUACCGUCGCAGCUCCCGGCAAGACUCCUUGCCCUUGCGCAACCGGAUACUUGAGCGCCACCCCCUCCGCCAAGUCCUGCAUGUGCCCCGCUGCCGGUGCUGGUUCUUCCAGCAACUCUGGUAGCUCUGGUUCCAGCUCUGGUUCCAACUCUGGCAACUCGGCCAACUCUGGUUCCUCCAACUCUGGUUCCUCCAACUCUG
Molecule: messenger RNA, 535 nt
Organism: Mollisia scopiformis
Lineage: Eukaryota; Fungi; Ascomycota; Leotiomycetes; Helotiales; Mollisiaceae
Exons: 2
Source: RefSeq, a predicted model, not a curated record